AUGGCAUCGACAGUCAAUGGAGAGAACCACAAUGUUAACCUUUGGGAAUCUCAAAAAAAUAUGCUGACACAGUCAUUAAAGGACAAUGAUAUAGAGGUAUAUACAAUCAUUAAGAAGGAAAGCAAUCGGCAAAAGACUGGGUUGGAACUGAUUGCUUCAGAGAAUUUUGCAAGUCGAGCAGUUCUGGAAGCAUUGGGUUCUUGCUUGAAUAAUAAGUACUCAGAAGGAUACCCAGGCCAGAGGUAUUAUGGCGGUACUGAGUUUGUGGAUGAAUUGGAGAUUCUGUGUCAGAAGAGUGCUCUGCAGGUUUAUGGCCUGGACCCACAAAGCUGGGGGGUCAAUGUUCAGCCAUACUCGGGAUCUCCUGUGAAUUUUGCGGUGUACACAGCCCUAGUGGAACCACAUGGGAGGAUUAUGGGUCUAGACCUGCCUGAUGGGGGUCACUUCACCCAUGGAUUCAUGACAGAUAAGAAGAAAAUCUCUGCCACCUCCAUCUUUUUUGAGUCCAUGCCCUAUAAGGUAAACCCAAAUACUGGCUAUAUUGACUAUGACAAACUAGAAGAAAAUGCCCGACUCUUUCACCCGAAACUGAUCAUUGCAGGAGUCAGCUGCUAUUCUAGGAACCUGGACUAUGCCCGAAUGUGGAAGAUUGCAGACAGUAAUGGAGCGUACCUCAUGGUUGACGUGGCCCACAUCAGUGGACUAGUGGCUGCUGGAGUAGUCCCCUCUCCCUUUGAACACUGUGAUGUAGUGUCCACCACCACACACAAAACCCUUCGGGGCUGUCGGUCUGCCAUGAUCUUCUAUAGGAAAGGAGUGCGCAGCGUGGACCCUAAGACAGGCAAAGAGACGAUGUACAAUCUGGAGUCACUCAUUAAUACAGCUGUUUUCCCAGGGCUACAGGGAAGGCCUCACAACCAUGCCAUUGCAGGAGUUGCUGUAGCCCUGAAGCAAGCCUUGACGCCUGAAUUUAAGGCUUAUCAGCAACAGGUGGUUGCCAACUGCAGAGCCCUUUCUGCAGCCCUGAUGGAGCUGGGUUACCACAUUGUAACAGGUGGUUCUGACAACCACUUGAUUCUUGUGGACCUACGAGGCAAAGGCACAGAUGGAGGAAGAGCUGAGAGGGUGCUAGAAGCUUGCUCUAUUGCUUGUAACAAGAAUACCUGCCCAGGAGACAAAAGUGCAUUAAGACCCAGUGGACUGAGACUAGGAACCCCAGCUCUGACCUCCCAGGGACUACUAGAAAAAGAUUUCUACCAAGUAGCCCUCUUUAUUCAUGAAGGAAUAGAACUGGCUCUGCAGAUUCAAAAAGACCUCGGUCCCCAGGGCACCAUGAAAGAAUUCAAGGAGAAACUUUUGGGGGAUGUGAAGUAUCAGGGUGUUAUCAAGGCCCUCAAAGACAGGGUGGAGACCUUUGCAGCUAUAUUCCCUCUGCCUGGAAUCCCUGGUUUUUAA
Molecule: messenger RNA, 1455 nt
Organism: Gracilinanus agilis (Agile Gracile Mouse Opossum)
Lineage: Eukaryota; Metazoa; Chordata; Mammalia; Didelphimorphia; Didelphidae
Product: serine hydroxymethyltransferase, cytosolic-like
Exons: 1
Coding region: 1-1455 (484 amino acids)
Biological process (GO): purine nucleobase biosynthetic process; protein homotetramerization; folic acid metabolic process
Cellular component (GO): cytoplasm; nucleus; cytosol
Molecular function (GO): glycine hydroxymethyltransferase activity; mRNA regulatory element binding translation repressor activity; protein homodimerization activity
Source: RefSeq, a predicted model, not a curated record